Messenger RNA from Schistocerca americana (American grasshopper), 5370 nucleotides. RefSeq lists its product as uncharacterized. Gene Ontology annotation, molecular function: protein binding. NCBI's taxonomy places the organism in Eukaryota, Metazoa, Arthropoda, Insecta, Orthoptera, Acrididae. The record is from RefSeq and is a predicted model, not a curated record. The transcript is spliced from 37 exons. The coding region runs from base 1 to 5268 and encodes 1755 amino acids.
AUGAAUGAGAAAAUGGCGGACAUCGGGCCGAGCAGCACGAGCGACGAUGAGACGAUGGGUCCGCGGCGCGGCGGUCGUCUGCUGAGCGGGGGCGGCGGGGGCGUGCCGGCUCCGCCGUACAGCAAGCAGGACAUCCGCGAGCAGUACUGCAUCACCAGCAAGCAGCUGGACGUGUUCGAGCGCCACCGCGCCUCCUCCGGCGGCGACUGGCUGCUCGGCUGCCUCUCCUCCUACCAGGAGGGCACGUGCCGCGCGGUAAAGCGGUCGUCGCUGCUGUCGGUGUGCGUGCGGCGGCGCGCCCCCAGCGACGAGAACCUGCCCGAGCUCUGCCGCCGCCCCCUGCCACCGCCCCCCGCCUGUGCUGUGCUGUACUGUAAGCGCACGCUGCCGCCCUGCCACCUGUUGCCGUGCGCGCAGGAGCGGCGGCCCAUCCGGCCCGGCGUGAGCUCCGACUCGGAGGCGGAGUGCGACGGCCCGGCGGCGCUGCCGCUGUCGCCGCCGCCGCCCCCGCCGCCGCCGGCGCAGGCGCACCCCUCCGGCCGGCCGCACAAGCACGUCAGCUUCGCGCGCUCGCACACGCUCACCUCGUUCGACGUGGGCAGCUGCAGCCUGGCGCGCUCCAGGGAGCGCCUCGUCGACGGCAAGGAGCGCGCCGCCAUCAGGCCGCAACCGCCCGCGGACGGGCCCAAGGUGGUCGUGCUCGAGAAGCUGAAGCGCGCGCCUAUGAAGACGCAGGCAACGCAGACGGACGUGUGUCUGGGGAGGAGACCUCUCGUGGCCAACUACCUGUCCCUCAGCCCGCGCACCAUACACAGGGUGCGGAUGGUGUCGCAGUUCGCGCAGACCAACGGCGGUGGCGUGCUGGCCAACGGACGCGGCCGGCUGAUGAAGAGCUUCUCGGAGGCGGGGGGCUGCUUUGCGGACGGCGCAGCAGGCGGCCCAGGGGCGGGGGGCGUGGACGACACGUCGCACGAGCCGCUGCAGCGCACACAGUCCGAGGAGCCGCCGCGCUCGCCCUUCCUCGUCACCACGCCACGGCAGAUCCUGAUCGACUUCGAGCCGGCGCCGGUGGAGCGUCGGCCGCGGAAGCGCCUGCUGCAGAAGACGUUGUCGGAGGGCGAGAUGCUGCGCGUGGGCGUAGGCCCGGUGGGCGGCGGCGGGGGCGGCACGGGCGCCACGCCCCCCGCCAGGCUGCCCCCCGAUGAGCCGCUGGAGAAGCAGAAGCGCGCCUUCGCCUCCACGCCUGCCGGCCUGUCGGCGGUGGCGGACGAGGACGAGUUCCACGAGAACCUCAUCUUCCGCGGGCUGUUCCGCAAGCGGUCCGUGUCGCUGGAGGACGCAGGGCCGGCGUCCCUGGGACCCCUCGACAGCCCCGCCGCAGGGGAGUUCCACUCGGCGCCCCGCUCCUCGCCGUCCGCCUCCUGCGACUCGCUGGCCGGCGAGCUGCGCACCGACCACAGCGACGGCAUCUGGAACGAGUCCCAGGCCACGGUACUGCAAGCGGGCGAGGGAGGGGGCCUGGGCCUGGACACAGAAUGUGGGGCGGUGCCGGGCAGCCCCGGCAGCUUGGCGAUGACGCCGUCUUCCCGGCGGAAGCACCUGCUGCUGCUGCAGCACCAGCAGCGCUCCUCCAUGGACACCGACGCCCUCGACGAGGAGCUCGACCUCUCCGACGUCACCCAGCCGCAGCAGCCACUGUCUCCACGGAUUUGCAUCGACGCUCCGGUACAGCAAGCUAAUAGUGGGGCCAGUACCUGCAACGAAAGGCUGGAGCGCUACUCUCAGGACUCGGCAGGCCUGUCGCCCCGCCGCAGCAGCAGCCCACUGGGACACCGCACCUCAGAGGCCUCCGCCGCCUCCUCUCUGGAGUCCUGCGACCGCUUCUCCAGGAACGGCACAGGGACUGGCAACACUACGAUGACGAACACGACGACGACAACGACCAGCUCGGAGCUGGCCCGCACCGACUCUGGCCGCACCAACACCGACCUGUCGGAGACGAGCGAGGACUACGUGACGGCGGACGGCAACUCGCACACCGACACGGCGGGCUACGUGGCGUGGCCGGUGGGCACGCCCGUGUCCGCCCCCGGCGGCGUGGGGGCGGCGGGGGCGGGCGCGGGCCGGCGCGGCGAGGGCGACGGCAGCUCGUUCGAGAGCGGCUCCUCGCUGUACAGCGUGCCCGCCGCCGCCGAGGAGACCUCCUCCGAGCUGCAGACGACCACGACGCCCACGCGCGCCGGCUCGUCGACGCCGCGCGUCUCCGUCGACAUGGGCUACGGGGCGCUGCGCCUCAUGGCCAACAGCCCCAGCGACGAGAGCAGCAGCUCCUCCGGCAGCUACAGCGUAGAGGGCAGCCGUGACGAUCUGGACAAGAUGCUGGACCAGCACCCACUGUCGCCCGUCCAGAACCACAACAGUAGCAACCACUCCAACCAUUCCAACCACGCGGGCGACGACCACGAGGAGGUGGAGGCACGAGCGGACGAGGAGGCGGAGGACGACCGCCCCCCCGCCGCCGGCCACCACGACGCCUCCGCCUCCGGGGAAGAUGAGGAAGUGGACCAACAGCACAGCAGCGCUUCCAGUCUCGGCUCCCCCGGCGAUGCUAGGCGAGAGUGGACCGAGGAGGAGCGCCGACGCCGCAAGAAGACGUUCCGGCUGGACUUCUCGCCGCUGGGCGCCGGCCCGCACACCGACUGGGACUCCCCGCCGUCCACAGGCUCUCGCACAACCCCAGAUGGCUGGCGGCGCGGCGGCACGCCCCCCGGAGCUCCGACACAAGCACCCUCCGCCACUUCCACGGCGCCGCGACGAUCCAAGGUCGCACAGGCGCACCGCCGACAGGCGAAGAAGUGCCUGGCGGCGGGCAUGGUGCGCAGCCCUGCCAUGCACGAGGGCUUCCGCGCGGACGACUGGGCGGCGCCGCUGCAGCGCUCCACGCCAGGCCACAGCCCGCCGGAGGGGGCGGCGCCGGGGGCGGGGGCGGCGGCGGGGGCGACGCCCUCCGGCAGCUCGCCGCGCCGCGUGCGCCGCAUCCGCGAGCGCAAGGCGGGCGGCCGCAGCCCCACGCAGGCCAGGGUGCGGCGGCGAAGCAACAGCGGGGAUGCGGGUCGGCGGCGGUCGUCGAUCGCGGUGCCCACUGCCAGCAAGACGCCGCCGCCGGACGCGGGGGCGGAGGGCGGCGCGCGCAGCUCCCGGCUCAGCCCGCUGCGGUACACGCGCAGCCCGGCCGGCAGCCCGUCCAGGCGGCGGCGCUCCAAGGGCUCCCCUAGCAGGAACACGGCGACCAGUGAUGUAAGGAUGAAUCAUUUGGAGGGCGUGGCCAGCCCCGAGGCGCAGCGGCUGAAGGCGCUGAGCGCGGAGUCCCUGCGCUCGGUGAGCCCUGGCAGCGACAGCGUCUUCUACUCGGAGGCGGGCGAGCUGAGCAGCAACACCAUGACCGCCGCCACCGACACCGCCGCCGGCGUCGUCUGCCACCACUGCGGCCGUGAGGUCGCCGUCCUCUCCGGGCCCGAGGAGCUGGAGAGCACGGCGGCGGACGGCCCGUCGCCGGACAUCGUGCAGCCGCCGGCGGGCUUCGCAGACUCCCCGGAAGGCCCCCGCCAGCAGGCGCAGCAGCAGCAGCAGCAACAGCAGCCGCGCCUCUACAAGAAAGCGGACCGCCGCUUCCGAUCGGAGGAGCGCCACGGCGAGCGACGACACACGCACUCCACCGGCCGCUACCGCUGCGACGGCGCGCGGGCCAAGUCCGAGGAGCGGGGGCGCGGCCGCGAGGACCGCGUGCGCCUCAGGCCCCUGGCGCGCUCCACGGACGCCAGCAUGGAGACGCUGCGCGCCGGCGACGCGACGGCGGCUGCGGAGGACGCGGGGCCGCCCGACGGAGCGCCCGCAGCGCCGCCGGCCGAGGGCGACGAGGACGCGGGUGUGUAUGCGGAAACGUACAAGAAAGCAACGUGGAUCUACAUUGGCGAAACUGAAGAGGUGCACGUGUGGCAGAAACCGGAAUCCAGGUCGCAGGACAAAGACGACAAGGCAAGCGACGGGACGAGCGAACGCCGGGACUCGCUCGAGUCGACCAUCUCUGAGCGAGACUUCCGCCGCAAGUACCAGGCCAUCACGCACCGCAUGGUGCACAGGAAGGCCACCGUCGAGAUGUACCGACGCCUCGCUAACGACUCCUUCGCCGACCCACCGCCAGCGGGGCGUACCUCCCUGCGCCGCAACCUGGAGGAGCUGCUGAAGACGAUGCUGCGGGUGUGGGCCAAGCAGGUGGUCGCCGUCUCCGUCACGGGGGGCCGACCGUGCGACUGCGACAAGACGGUGGUGGUGCGGCGGCAGUCCGGGGAGUUCGGCUUCCGCAUCCACGGCUCCAAGCCGGUGGUGGUGUCCGCCAUCGAGCCCGACACCCCUGCCGAGUCGUCGGGGCUGGAGGUGGGCGACAUCGUCAUCACCGUCAACGGCCACGACGUGCUCGACGCCUCCCACUCAGAGGUCGUCAAGCUGGCGCACGCAGCAGGCUCUGAGACGCUGAAGCUGGGCGUGGCCCGGACGGCCAACGUGCUGACGCCGGUGCUGCGCGAGCCUGGCGCGGGCAAGGCGCUCUACUCGGGCUUCCUGUGGCGGCUGGGCGGCGCGGGCGGCACCACCUGGGUGCGCCGCUGGUUCUCCCUCAAGCGCGACAACUGCCUCUACUACUACAAGACUGACGCGGAGAGCCUGCCGCUGGGCGCGCUCAUGCUGCACCGGUACGCGGCGUCGCGGUGCGAGGCGGCCGGACGGCAGCACUGCCUGCAGCUGGCGCGCAAGGGCGGCCUGGGGCUGACGCUCGCCGCAGACUCGGAGGAGGCGCUCACGCGCUGGCUCGCCGUCCUCUCGCACGCCAUCGAGCGCAACAACCACGCGGACGAGUGGCUGGAGGCGACGCAGCGAGCCCUGCGGCUGCCCGCCAGCAGCGUGCUGCAGCCCGACUGCGCCGGCUACCUCACGCAGAUAGGGCCGAAAUGGCGGCGCCGCUUCUGCGUGCUCAAGGACGCCUGUCUCUACUUCUACCAGGACAGCACCGCGGACUCCGCCAUCGGGAUGGUGUGCCUGCACGGCUACCGGGUGCAGAACUGCGGCACGGGUGAGAAGCGCUUGUCCUUCGAGGUCUUGCCGCCCGAUGCUCGCCAGCGACACUUCUACUUCCAUGCAGAAUCGGAGCUCGACAAAAAGAAGUGGUUGGCGGCCCUGGAGUACUCGAUCGACCGGUGGAUCCGCGUGGGCUGACGGCGGUGCCACGCGUGCCGGCGGCGCGCCCGCUCCCGCUCACGCUCGCGGCUGCUGUCCGAGGCGGCGCUCGCGGACGCAGAGGCAGACGCAGAGGCCGAG